AUGAAACAAGAUGAUGAGGAAGGGUGUGAACCUGACAGUGUGCAUCCAAUCUUUACCAAGGAUCCAGGAGAUUGGUUAGCCUUUGUGAAUAACCAAGUUGAGGUAACCACAGAAGAUGAUCUGAAGCAUAGUGGCUAUGUAUACACAGUGGAUCCGGUCUCUGAGAGUAUUGUGCUCCUCAACAAGUUCUCUGCAGAAAACCCAACUAAUGUUUCUGUAAAGUUGCUGAUGGGCCCCUCCAUAAAAAAUGUGGAGAUUGUGGCCCAAGGUUCCAGUCUGGACAGUCAGUUUUUUGAGAAGCUGUUUCGACCAGCCAGGGGUGAUACACUGACUGAAAAGGAAAUACAGUCUAAAUUCAUACGUCUUCAGUCCUGGUUAGAGCAGAAUCGCAUUCCAGUAUCAGUGUCUAGAGACGUCAUCACCGUGGCUGAUGCUCUCACUAUUCACCCACCUUAUACUCCAGAGAGUUGCCUAGGCACUAAUGAAAUUAUUCUUGCCCGUAUUCAAGAGUUGAUAAAAAAUAUGCCUUGAAUUAAUGAAUAGUCAUUUUUGUUUCUUGACCAUUUAUUUGUAUUCAUAAACUUUUAAAUUUCACUUGCUAUGAAAUGUUUAAAGAAAUUUAUGUUGUAGCUGUACAGUUAUUUCAGUUACCAUGUAUCAUAGGCAAGUUAUACAUUCUGACAUAAAAAUGAAAUAGUUUACACUUAAUGAUCUGUUUUUUUUUUUUUAAGAAAUGCUAUAAAUAUUGAAAUAUUAAUUAUUAAUUCAACUACAAUGUGUUAUAAAUUUCUUUCGUGUGGUUUGAAAUGAUCUGUUAAAUUAUGGACAUUUAUCAUUCCUUGCAUUGAAAAAAAAAAGUCCAUGAAAUUUAGUUAAGUUGAUCAAAAUUAAAGUGGAAAAAAAAAAGGGAGAUAACCUGCUGCAUUAUAUUGCUUAAAUGCUUAUUUGUUAGUUUUUAAGUAAAAGACAUGAUUUCCUUCCCUUUUGUCCCCCAACUGCUCUCUCCUCUCCAUUAAUGAUAUAUAAUCUUGUUUGUGUUAACCACACAAAUACUGGUACUUACAUUUGCCUUAGGAAAAGUAUAUCAUUCAAUUCUUUUAGAUGUAUUAAAAGUACUUCAGCAUUGUUUGAA
Messenger RNA from Biomphalaria glabrata, 1132 nucleotides. Its product is annotated as gem-associated protein 6-like. Gene Ontology annotation, cellular component: SMN complex; nucleus. The record is from RefSeq and is a predicted model, not a curated record. The coding region runs from base 1 to 531 and encodes 176 amino acids. The transcript has a single exon. Gene Ontology annotation, biological process: spliceosomal complex assembly; spliceosomal snRNP assembly. Lineage: Eukaryota; Metazoa; Mollusca; Gastropoda; Planorbidae.